AUGUCUGAGAAUACCAAAAUGGCAUACAACUCUUUCUAUGCACACAAAAAAUGUCUGCUGAUCUGCGGUAUUGUGGCGAUCGCCAACAUGCAGUACGGGUUCGACAGUUCCGGUGUGGGCGGUCUGCAGGCUAUGCCUGGGUUUUUGAUGGUAUUUGGCUACAAAAGUCCUGGCAACGAAUUGGGCUAUGGGAUUAAUAGUACAGUCCAGCAGCUGAUCACUUCGUUACUUACGCUUGGCUCCUUUUUAUCAUCACUGUUAGCGGGCUUAUUUUCCCAAUUUCUUGGCCGGCGCCCAGCACUUUGGAUGGCUUGCGUCCUGAACGCCGCUGCUUGUGCCAUUCAAAUAACCAGUACCUCAAGCAAUAUCCUCUAUAUCGGACGACUUCUACUGGGUUUUGCGAAUGGCUUUUUCGUGACAUUCUCGAACAUAUACACCGCCGAAGUCGCACCAGCACAUCUGCGCGGCGUAACCGUCGCGCUUUUCGCCUACUGGGUCAAUGUCGGUGCCAUUAUUGGGACGGUUGUGGAUUACUACACCAAGGAUCAGAUGAAUAAAUUAUGCUACCAAAUUCCACUAUCAUGUCUAUUCGUCGUCCCGACAUGCCUGUUUAUAGCGCUGUUCUUUGUCCCCGAAAGUCCUCGGUGGCUUCUGCACAAGGGAAAGGAGCUCCAAGCUCGACGGGCUUUGGAACAAUUAAGGGGGGUUGCUAUUGACCCGACGGAGCUGGAGACUGAGUGGACCGAGAUGAUUCGGGGAGUGAAUGAGGAGAAACGGACUGCGAAGAGUGUGGGAUUCCUAGACAUGUUUCGAGGAGCUGACCUCCGUCGUACCAUGCUUUGCUAUUGCAUGAUAUCCUGCCAGGCCGCAUCGGGUAUCUGGUUUCUGAUCGGAUACAACACGUACUUCUAUUCCAUCACUGGGGUUACCAAGCCGUUCCAAUAUUCAAUCAUGAAUACGUGCCUGGGCUUUCUCGGAGUCAACGUCGGCAUGUUUUCCAUUAGAUACCUAGUCGGUCGCCGUUCAAUCCUUCUGGUCGGUGCUUUGGGUUGUGGGCUCAGUCAGCUCGCUGCCGCCAUUUCUGCAAGUAUCAUGUCAUCGUCCCCAAAUACCCUCGUGGCAUUCAUGGCCAUAUUUAUGGUGUUCUAUAACGGAUGUAUCGCAACAGCCAGCUACAUUGUUGCAACGGAGGUGGUGAGUUCGCGGUUGAGGGCGUGGACUGUCGGUUCAGCCACCUCUGUGGGCUCGCUACUCGCCUGGUUGACGAACUUCUGCACCCCGUAUUUUAUCAACCCUGACAAUUUGAACUGGGGUGCGAGAUACGGAUACAUCUGGGCUGGUUCGAACUUCGUCGUCUUACUCUUUAUCUUGUUUUUCAUGCCGGAGAUGAAGGGUCGUACUUUGGAGGAGCUCAAUGAAAUGUUCGCUGCCAGAGUUCCCACCCGGAAAUUUCGUCAGUAUCAAUGCGCCAUGCACGAAGAGAUUGUCCGCGAUGUGAACGCGCAGAAGGGCGGGGGAGAGGUGUUUGAGAUUGAAGACGUUCGAUCUAGCAAGUGA
Molecule: messenger RNA, 1557 nt
Organism: Penicillium arizonense
Lineage: Eukaryota; Fungi; Ascomycota; Eurotiomycetes; Eurotiales; Aspergillaceae
Exons: 4
Coding region: 1-1557 (518 amino acids)
Biological process (GO): transmembrane transport; carbohydrate transport
Cellular component (GO): membrane
Molecular function (GO): carbohydrate:proton symporter activity
Source: RefSeq, a predicted model, not a curated record